UGAAUUUAAGAUUUGCAGGUUCUUCUUCUCUCUACACCUCUUAACAUCUCCCAUAUUCGAAUAAUAGCUCAAAGUUCCGAUUUUUAUAAUUUACCUUCAUAACAAACAACUGAUUCACUUACUUAUCAGCCGGUGACUGUUUUUGGGUCUGCUUCAAUUGCAGUGGAAGAGAUGGUGUUCUUGAGUUGGGGCCGUCCAUCUUCCGAGCAACAGCAACAAGUCAUCAACAAAACAGGAACCUUCAAUUAUGACAACAAGUACAGAGGAGUUUCGUCUAGGUCUAUUGCUAAACUUAAGGAAGAUUCAGAGAUUGAUAAAGAUGGAUUCUUGAUCAAUCAUGCUCGUGUUUUAGUCGGUUCUGGUAGAGAGAGUUAUGAGAAGGGCAAAAAAGCUCUCCAGAAUUGGAAGCAUUUUGGUAUGGAUUGGGCAUUUGUUGAUCCUGCAACACCUGUUGAAACCGGUAAGAAGUUUUGCAUUUGCGUGAAAGAAGUUCUUCCAUGGGUGAUGCUUCCUCUACAAGUGGUUUAUGUUGACGAAAGCCGGAAAUCAAGAAAAGGCCCUGCGCAUUUCGGUUACGGAAGCGGUACUCUUCAGGGACAUUUACUCGCUGGAGAAGAAAAGUUUUCGAUAGAGCUUGAUGGAAAUGGUGAGGUAUGGUAUGAGAUAACGUCUUUCUCAAAGCCUGCUCAUUUCUUGUCGUUCCUCGGGUAUCCUUAUGUGAAGCUAAGGCAGAAGCACUUUGCUCGUCAUUCUUCUGAAGCUGUGCUGAAACAUGUCAAUGCUUCGUGAUGACAUCGAAAAUGAAGAUAUUUGAAUAAACACUUUGUCUAUACCAAAAAUGAAGAUGAAAGGGAAGGAUUUUUAUUCAGAUGGUUAAUACUCUUAAUACAUAAAAUAUAGCUUUGACCUAAAACAAGAUUUAGAGAAAGCUAGGGACAAACAUUUGGAAACAACUCUGCUCAGAUUCCGACAUUGUUGUGAUACUACCAUCAUCUAGCUUGAACACCUUAACCUCUUCUUCCUUUUUGUCGGUGAAGUAAAUAGAAUUUGGCAGGCAUCCGUAGAACUCAUGAGCCGAAACCGAGAAACAGGCAUCGGUAGCUAUCACAAUCGCCUUAUCUCCCAAGGACUUGACUUCUACCCAUUUUAACAGUUCUUCAUCAUUCUUGUAAACCUUGAAACCUAUCGUUUUGGGAGGGUCACGUUCAAAUGGUUUACAACUUACAUUCCCAAGAUUGUCGUGUAGCACAUGGAUAAAGCGAUGAGCCUGAGCAGCGAAGAAAUCAUCAUUGCCAUUACCAUCUUCCCAGAGAUCAGCAUUGGUAUAAUCAGCAUUCCGGAAAUGAACAAUGGCAUUAUCAUCAUAGGAAUCAGCUUUUCUCUUUAGGAGAUUCUCGUCAAUGAGACGAUCUACAAUGUAAAGUUCUCCACGACAUCUUACAAACCUUUUUUCUCCGCAAGAACCGUUAGUGAUGUUUUCAUGUAGUUUAGUUCCGUACCUGAUGAUGUCGUAAGCGGAACUAAUCCACCACAUAAUGCCUUUUGUAUCCACAGCGUAAGUAAGACCUUCGUCAAGUACAAAGUCAGAGAAUUGAGCUACUUGUUUCUUGAUUCCGUUCCAUAUUCCUCCUUUCCAGAACCUGAUUUUCCCGUCGAUGCCGAUCACUAGAACACGAUGAUCUCCUCCUUGGACUCUGACAAGAAACACUCUUUUGAAUUCGCUAGCUGUUUCUCUUGUGCGGCGGCCUACAACCGCAUAAGAUUCUUGAAUCUCGGAGACUAUGAACUCCGACAGAGAAAUGAGCUUGCGAGAACGUCCUAGUGCUUUGCGAGAGAGGCAGUUUAGGAGAUGGAAAUUCCGGUAUUUGAGAUCGGUGUCUGAUUUGAUCAACCACCCUUGGUCCGGAGAGGAGGCGAGUGUGACGCGAAAGAAUGUGGCACGUGAGAGGACCGUGCCAUGAUACUUGCUCAAAAUUUGUCCGUUUGCUUGUGCGCGAGCGAGAAUGAUUUGGAGCGGCUUGAAGUAGAUGAGAGGGGAGCUCAGGGAAUGGUUCUUGUUGACGCCGGAAGCAGAGGAGCGCCAUGACUUGCAUAUGCUCCGGAAACGGAUGAGUUCGAUGACGGAGUAAAGUCUGAGAGCAAUUAAACCAAGAAGCUCCUCUGGUAGCUUUGACCAAUCACCCAUUUCUCUCCCCUGUUUUUGCUACUAUUGUUGUUUUAAC
Molecule: messenger RNA, 2222 nt
Organism: Arabidopsis thaliana (thale cress)
Lineage: Eukaryota; Viridiplantae; Streptophyta; Magnoliopsida; Brassicales; Brassicaceae
Product: outer envelope protein
Exons: 3
Coding region: 172-789 (205 amino acids)
Source: RefSeq, marked reviewed